This is a messenger RNA of Heterobasidion irregulare TC 32-1, 3851 nucleotides long. RefSeq lists its product as uncharacterized. The coding region runs from base 100 to 2988 and encodes 962 amino acids. The record is from RefSeq and is a predicted model, not a curated record. Gene Ontology annotation, molecular function: protein binding. The transcript has 3 exons. Lineage: Eukaryota; Fungi; Basidiomycota; Agaricomycetes; Russulales; Bondarzewiaceae.
AUCAUCUCCUCCAGCGUAACGAUUCUCGCAAGUCGGGCGACUUUGUGACUUUGCCCAAACUCCGGUAACCUCACGGGGCGCGCCUGUUAUGCGAGACACAUGCCAUGCAAUUGGUCCACGACGGCCAAUUUCCUGUUCCGCAGGGUCACUCGCAACAAUGUCGCGUCCAUGUCUGAACGACGGCAUCGGCCCACUGGAGCGCUCAUAACAUCUCACUCCCACCGCGUCAGCUUGUUCUCGAGUCUUGCCACCAGUCCAACCCUCGGACAGCCCUCACACGAAUCCAUACCCUCCUCAGCUGGCACGGUUCCUCAGCUACAUACACCAUCCGAUAUACCCUCCACACAGUUUUCCGUCGCUCAACUUUCUCGUGCCGGUGCCUCGGCAAUUCGUGUCUCUCUGGCUCAUGAAAAUACAUGGGAUGCUUUCCAUCUCCUUCACUCUAUGCGCUGGUCUUAUCACCACCAUCGUCCUGAAACAACGCGCCUUCCCAAAUACAAGUUCAAAAAGCCAAUGGAGAGUUUCGAGCCAGUGGACUUUGGUCACCCUGUCUCUCCUCGCUUGGCGGCACAUUCUCUCGUCCAUGGGCUCCUCCGGAAUGGCCAGCGCAAGCUCGCAGCAAAGCUCGCGCUGCAGAUGAUGGACGAUGGAAUGGAGUUCCGGGCAAAGACCUUCGAAUCUCUGUUGGGCACCCUUCAUCCUCACACUAUCGUCGCAGGGGAGGAUCGGACGGGCUACAAUCGCAUCGAACACUUCCAGCCAAGGACAUACAUACCCGAAGGCAAAGAAGUACUGGACAUCCGCACUGCCAUGCCUGCCGAUCCUCUUACCCGCUACGCCGUUCGUCUCCUUCGAGAUGCGCGCAAGCACCGAUACCAGCGUACACGCGCAAUGUUCGAGAUCGUUAUCAAUGCUUGCAUCGUCCAGGGCGAAAUCAUUGUUGCGUCGCUUCUCCUGGUCAUCCUCAUCAAGGACUUUCAACUACGGCAGACCUGUAGUCGGCUCACUGAACAGGCUGUUGCAGAUACGCAUACGCCCAUGGUCGCCAUUGUCGCACGUGACAGGGGAUACUUUCCACGUCGUGGAUACCUUUUCUUACCGGAGCAUCCUCCCAAUGAGUCCUUUGCGCAAAUCGUGGAUUUCUUGUCGGCCAAUAUUGCAAAAGGGCCCCUCGAUCCGCUGUUUCCCGAAUGUUCUCAAUGUCUUGCCAUCCUUGCCUCUGCUCUUGAUACACAGCAGUUGCCAACACGUCGACUUUCCCGUCUGCUCAGAUUGCUUUAUUCGUAUCCUUCCAACGAUCUCAAAGUAUGGGCAAGACAGCGGGACGGUGAAAUGCGGCUAGUAAAUGCGUAUAGAUACUUCCACAAAGUGCUUCUGCGGCUCUCACAAGACCUACCAUCUCAGUUCCCCUACAGUUCUCAUGACGCAUAUCAAACAAAGACUUGGCUGCGUCCGCUGGACGUUGAGUCCUACAACGCUCUCAUCCAUUAUGCCCUGCGCCACCGGUAUUCUCCGAAGCUCGCCCAGCGCGUCAUCACGCACAUGACAGAUCUUCGGCAGCCACCUCUUUCCCCAAACUCGGUAACAUACGGCAUCCUCUUGCGAUCCAGCUCAUUGCUUCGCCGCAAUGAUCUAGCUGAACAGGUGCUCCAGAGAGUACGAGACAGCAUGCCCAUUAAGAUGACGCUUGCGAGUGAUGCAGAGGUGGAGGCUGCCGCAAAGGAUCCGACAAAGGACGCUGCACUUGUUGAUAGGCCCUUGGGCUCUGAUCCUCCUGCCUGGAAUUCAAGAAUCUCGGGCCUUGUGAAGCAGAUUCAGUCACAGAGUCUCGAGGUUCCAGUCACUAAAAACCCGCUCCGUAUAGAUCCUUCUCUUCUGACGAGCUACAUCACACACUUAAUCUCCAACGAUCAGUGUGAAGCCGUUGUGGACAUCCUCUUCGAAAUGCUUCCUGAGCUGGCCGCAGUCGACCAUCCAGACUGGGGUAGAACUACAGCAGAACAUCGACGGAUUCUUCUAACGAUGAAUCGCGAGAAAUGUGUCCAGCGCGCUAUCACAUACGGACCAUACUUCUUCACAUCGGUACUCAACGCGCUUCGAAAGGCGGGAAAGACUGGGCUCACGGAACGUGUCUGGAUGUUGGCCAAGGAAGCAGAGACUGCUUCCUGGGAUGCUGCCAAUGCUUGCGAUCAAUCCAUGCCAGAGACCCAACGACCUAAGCCCUGGGUGCUCCCUGUGCACGCUUACACGGUGAUGAUGCAAUGCUACGGGAACGAGGCGCGCAAGGGGCUUGCUAUGAAGCGUGCCAAAUCACGGCGAGAGCUAGGGGAGCAAUUGAGCGCAGGGUGGAUGGCUAAGCCUACAGACAAGAUGCAUGUCAUCGGCUGGGCUCGGUUCUUCCUACGCAGCGGCGUGAUGGACGAGACGCCUGAUAUGCGGCGGAAUAUCACCGGCCCAAACGUGGGUGCUCUGCUAUACCACUCCAUGCGCGAAGGUACGCAGUCGGUGUACGAGUCCUUGAUGCGCCUGCAGAAGACCCGGGGAGAGGCCCCUCGCGGCAUCGAAUUCCCCAAGCCCGACGAACGAUUUUUCAAUGCGUUAUUAGACCUUUUCGGACGUCGGCCUAGCAUUUUCGUGCGCCGACGCCAUGUGACACGCUCGCACUGGCGCCAGCGCCUGCAUCGUGCUAGGGAGAGAUACCUCCGCAGAGAUAUUUUGUCGCCGUACUGGACACCGAUGCUCGAACAAAUCGCGGUGGACAUGUCCGAAGCCGGAUUUUCUGUUCCGGCGGGUUUCCGGGAAGCCUUGAUUGGAAGGUUGCAGGGCAUCUCUACAGAGCUGCGGCCCGAGGAGGAUCGCAUGGAGGGCAAACGCAGCACCUUUUCAAGGCCAUACGCUUUCCCUCUUGUUCCCCGGCGCCCUAAGUUCAGGUCCCAUGCGACACAGACCGUCAAGGUGAGGGGCUUGCCGGUGAAGAAUACACGGUGAGCGAGGCUGCUGGGGCGAGCAUGCUGGCGCAUGGAUGAGAAAAAAUGAGAGUAUAAUACUUGUAUUACUUUGGAGACCGACUUUAGCACCCAUAUAAAACACAAAUCAUGACGACAAGGCAUUCGAUGGUAUCGCUACCGAGAUGUGGAUGAAUUCGGUGACGGCAGUGAAGAGGACGAAGCAUUGGAAGGCUCUGAUGCCUGUGCCGCCGCACCGGCAAAUAAUUUCGCGGAUUUUGGAGGGAGUGGCCGAUCCUUGUGCUGGAGGUACACGAAGAGCAUACCUUUCGCUGCACGCCGCGGUGACCAUUCCUUCGCCACGUCCUGAAGCACCUCGAGCGACUCCUUCACCAUCGCCUCCUGCUCGUGUAUUGGUGGAGGAUGUUGCUUCUUCUUUGGCGCGAACGCAAGAUCGACACGGUGCCCCUUCACAAUCUCAUCCCGCACCUUCCGCAACUUGUGCUCCAAGUCCCCGCGAGCGACACUCCACGUGAGCUGGAUCUCCUUCUGCUCUUGCUGCUUGCGCGAGAUGAGCUGUUUCUGCUUCGCCACUUUCUCCCGUGCCGUAUUGAAUUUCUUGUCUACGAGCUUCACGAGCGGGUAGCCGCCUGUCAUUUCCGAAGGCAACGCAACGAGCUCGACGAAGUAUUUCUUCUCCGCUUUGUACAGUUUGACGAGGUCCGGCAGUGACUGGGGAUCUCCGGGCUUAUGCGUCUCAGGGUCGACCAAGCGGACGACAUCGAACUCGAUUUUAUCAUCGCGGGGUCGACGUGUUCCCACCGAAGCGUACCAUCGUCGAGGUGGUGCGGGGGCGAAUCGGUGUGCCGGUGUAACGGCCUGGACACGGAGGAGAGACAAUGAUCG